UGGAUAUAUGACUCCAGAGUAUGUGAUGUAUGGACAUUUAUCUAUUAAAUUAGAUGUCUAUAGUUUUGGUGUCUUAGUUUUGGAGAUAGCAUGGAAAAGUUGGAGGGAAGGGACAGCUUCAAAUCUAAUAGAUCCAACAUUGAGGACUGGUUCAAGAAGUGAAAUAAUGAGAUGCCUCCAUAUUGGGUUAUUAUGUGUGCAGGAAAAUAUAGCUGAUAGGCCAACCAUGGCUUCUAUUGUCCUAAUGCUUAAUAGUUAUUCUCUCACCCUUCUAGUACCCUCACAACCAGCUUUCUUUAUGCAUACUAGUGAUGGAUCUAACGUGUGCGUCACAACCGGGUCGGAUCGAUCCAAGACCAACUCACUUUUUACAGCACCAGAAGAUGAGGUUUCAUUGUUCCUCGUCGAUAGUGAAGAGAGAAGUCUCCUGAACAAAGAAAACACCACGAAGUCUUCUCCUAUAAUUCUGCCAUCACCAGAUAUUUCUUCAUCUAUCAAGGGAGAUUGCUCUUGA
Molecule: messenger RNA, 514 nt
Organism: Prunus avium (sweet cherry)
Lineage: Eukaryota; Viridiplantae; Streptophyta; Magnoliopsida; Rosales; Rosaceae
Source: RefSeq, a predicted model, not a curated record